ACUUGGGCGGUGUGCACUUUUGAUAAACUAGAACGUGAGAUGGCUCGUACGCAAAAAGUCAAGCGUGCUGUGCGCAAGGACGCCGUUACCCGUGAAUAUACUAUUCAUCUUCACAAACGCAUUCAUGGUGUUGGAUUUAAGAAAAGGGCUCCUCGUGCUUUGCAGGAAAUCCGUAAAUUUGCUCGUAAAAUGAUGGGCACUGAGGAUGUUCGCGUCAAUGUGCGAUUGAAUGAGUUUAUAUGGUCAAAGGGAGUUCGUAAUGUUCCCUAUCGAGUUCGCGUCAAACUAGCGAGAAAACGCAACGAAGACGAGGAUUCCCCUCAUAAGUUCUACACACUUGUAUCCUACGUCCCUUGCGCUGACUUUAAAGGAAAGCAGAACAUCAAUUCUAUUGAUCGAAUGCCAUGGCUUGUUCGUAGACAUAUUGUCGACUGUUUAGAUUAUGCCAGCUGGUUUCAACUACAGUCUGUUUUCUCGCGGUAUAAAAGUCAUCCACCAACUCAUUUAAAAUUUGACAGUUCUUAUGCGUACGAAAAUGUAUGGAGCUCGACGAAACUCAGCAGGAAUGUUCGCAUUAGUCGAAUCACGGAAGACGAGUUUUAUGGUGGAAUUGUUAAGCCAACAGGUUCGAUUGGUGUCCUGUUGCAAAUGCUCAAGUUUAGUCCACGUAGUUUUCACAGCCUAACUGUUCUUGAUAUUAGUUAUCAGAUUAUUAAUAGGCAUCAAGUAUCUGAAUUGUUUUCCUCCAGCACUGCUUCGAUAUUUUGUCAGGUCAAGUCAGUAUCGCUUCGAAUUUCCCUUGAAUCGGCCAGCGAUGUUCGAGGUCCAAAUUUGGCCUUCUCCCCUCCUAAUUUGGAGAACCUUACUUUGAAUCUAAUGCACUGGCGAAGUAAUGAUUUCUCUGAUAUUGAUUCAUUAGUUCCUCUUAUUAUUAAUGCUAGAAAGCUAAGUUUUAUUUUGGACUUGCCCUCCGACUUAUUAACAUUUUUUGAUGGUCAAGGUCCGUUUGAAAAUGUGGUGGAAUUAGAGGCAACCGACCAUAAUCUGUCGCUUAUAAGAUCUAUUUAUACUAGAUUUAAUGAGAAUUUUCCUCGGCUGAAGAAAAUUGUCAUUAAAAAUUGUUGCAUAGAGCGCACCUUUGAGAUAUACCCUGAAUACUAUGCGUCUAUCUCCACUAAGCCUGUGGUUUGGUGUUCGAGUGCAGCUUCCCGUUUUAGAGAAUUUGAUUCUGUAAGAGAUAUUCUUUUUUUUGGCGACGAAGUGGUUGAUGUAUCAACAUUACACAAGUGUGUUAACGCGACGGUCUUUACUUGGUUUAUGCGAGGAUGGUCUUGCUUUUGGCAUGAUUUCCUACGAAACAUUCAUAUACUGAGGCCACUUCGGCGUCUAAAUGAGUUCAAGCUUCCUCAGCAGAUGUUUACGGCCUGGUCGGAGUUUGAUUCCUUUCGGUUCGAGUGCCGUAAGUUUACUCGGACUUUCUGGACAUUUCCCUCCGUGCAGUCUCUACAUUUCAUUCCUGCAAAUCGACGUGUCGUUGUAAGCGAUUUUCGAGCACCUGCAUUCCCCCAUGGUGAGAAAGCUGAUGAACUUUUGCGGCACAUGUUCGACAUUUUUCCAAACGUUAAGACAUUGAGUAUUGCCCCUGUGCCUUUGUUAGAAGGAGGUGAAGUAUUUCGUUAUUUGACUACCUCAACCAAGCUCACUGCCUUAAUGAUCCUCUAUACUAAACGCAUUCAACACGGAAGUCUUGAUGGUCGUUUAAAGUUUUAUAUGUGGUUACCUGCCACCAAAACACUAGAUGCCUUUCUCUUCUACACGGAUCAGGUGUUCUGGAUCAAUGAGACGGACGGAAUGGGCCUUCUGGAUUGUCUAAAGAAAAAUACUAGUCUGCGUUAUGCGUGCAUUAUAUGUGAUGUGCCCAAAUGUCUCGGACGUAUUGGUCUGACUGGGAAAGUGGUGGAAGAGAUCGGAUCGACCUGGUACAAUGAGCAAAAGGGAGGAUCUCAGGGUCGUUAUCUUCUCUUUGUCUUUCGUCAUCAUGGCCGCUUCUCCUGUCUGGCUGUGAAACCAAGGACGAAGAAGUGUCGAAAGUCGUACACUUUUGAGCGGAACAGCUUUUCUACAUGGCAUGGUCUUGAAUGCGCCUAUCCGGAAUUAUAUUCAGUGUUCUGGCGUCAUUUAAGGCAUCAUAUUAAUUUUCGUUAUUUACUCGGUGUAACUGGUGUCGUUGGUAGUGCCGCUCUGAUACUCUAUUUGAGCCCGCAGGUCCGCGAUUAUGUUACACAAACUGUCCCUCAACUCAAACCUUACAUAGACGGUAUGAAUAAAGCACUUGAUGAUUGGAAAAUGAAUUCGUCUUCACUUACAUCUUUCGAAUUCCCAACAAAGAAGGUUUCUGUGAGUCCUGAGGAUACUGGUGUUGGGCCAACUUUUCCUUCAACUUCAGAUGCCAUGCGUAUCGUUGGGGAUGUGAAGCAAUCGAUCAAAGAUAUCGAAUCUGAAAUUCACUUAGCCAUUGCCCACACUGAAAAGGCAGUCAGCGACGCCUUGGCGGAUCUUCGUGCUCUUCAUACUGUUACCGGACGUCAGUUGAAUGAUCAACAAGACGCUCUGGGUAAACUCGAACUUCCAAGCUUCUUAAGAGAUAAAGUGGGCGCAGCUGAACGCAAGGCCAAAGAGAGUCAUCAGAAUGCUCAAAGACAACUAGCCAAAUUACGAGCUCUUCUGGACUCGGCCAAGGAAAAUAUGUCAGAGAAGGAGAAAGAGUUGGUUAAAUCGGCCAUUGUUCGCUACAGUGAUUUAGCCUAUGAUCUCGCUGGUUUAGUCACUGAGGUUCGUCGUCUCCAAAACCAAAGCUCAGUUUACCUGAACCUCGCUAAUGCUGAUAACGAAGUCAAGGUCGCAUUACAGGACAAACUGAAUGCAAUUUUGCCCAAAUCUCUGUCUAAUUUGCGUAAAGAAGAUGGUUCUGAAAUGACACUGGAGGAAGUGAACUCUCUCCUUGCCAUGUCUUUGGAGCGAAUCGAUAAGCUACAGGAGAGUCUCAAGACCAGUGGUGAGACCGCCAAACAACACAUCGCCGCGGCUAUCCAAAAGUAUAAAAUGGAAGCUGAUCGAAUCGCUCAGGAAGCUGUAGAUCGAGCUAUUCAUCGUGAACAAGUCAAACGCGAGUUGGAGCGCUUUGAAUGGUUGGUCAUUUCGAAUGCCACUAUGGUUGCCUUGGUAGCGAAAUUGUAG
This is a messenger RNA of Rodentolepis nana, 3237 nucleotides long. Lineage: Eukaryota; Metazoa; Platyhelminthes; Cestoda; Cyclophyllidea; Hymenolepididae. The record is from the annotation of a GenBank genome assembly.